This is a messenger RNA of Priceomyces carsonii, 1605 nucleotides long. RefSeq names its product Ecm25p (gene ECM25). The record is from RefSeq and is a predicted model, not a curated record. Bases 1 to 1605 code for a protein of 534 amino acids. NCBI's taxonomy places the organism in Eukaryota, Fungi, Ascomycota, Pichiomycetes, Serinales, Debaryomycetaceae. Gene Ontology annotation, biological process: signal transduction. The transcript has a single exon.
AUGGAGAGGAUAUUUUACCGAUCUGAUCUUAAAGAUCCUGAAACUCAGCUACCAAUAUAUGUGUUCGAUACUACAUAUUUGCCACAGCCAGAUGAUAUUGAUUAUGAGAAGUUUAUUCUGGUUUUGAUGCAGAUUUUGCCAAAAUUUCCCUACGCGUUGAUAAUGUUUAGCAGUGGCCUUAAUAAGAUUAAUUGGAUUUGGGGUGUCAAAUUCUUAAAAAAAUUCUUAUCUGAUAACCUGACGAAUAAUGCAAGUAAUUUGAAAAAGAUAAUUACAGUACAUGAUAGUUGGUUUGUCAAAACGUUAACUCAAGUUUUCACAAACUUGAAUUUCACGAAAAAGAGUUUUGCACAAUUGAAUGCCUUUGUCGAGUCCUUUAGCAUCGCAGGAAAAGACAACAUGAGUAAUGACUCUAGCAGUGUUAGAAUUAAUUGCAGCUCGUUGAGUUCUUUGAAUGAAUAUGUAAAUAUUACGAAAUUGAAAAUAUCGUUGAACAUCUAUAAAUAUGAUUAUCAAUUAGACCAUCCCGAGGAUCUGUUAAAAAGUAUUUAUCCGCCAUUGAUUACUGCUGUGACUAAAAUAAAUCCCACAACCGAUCCAAUUUUUCAUCACCACUUUUAUCAAAUUUUCAAUAUCAUUAAUAUUAAUGGUGAUCAAGUGGAACUUCUUUUCCAUAGACCUGGUAACAAGCUAAAAUCAGAAAUCUUGUUCGAUUGCGUCAACCGUAACCAAUUGAUAUGGGUCAAUGACUGGGAUAUAUAUUCCAUUGCGAUUACGUUUAAGAAGUUUUUGAUGGAAUUACCACGGCCAUUAAUACCUGUUGAACAAAUACUAUUGCCAAUGAAAGACGAAUAUGAAUAUACUGUUAAGAUUUUUGACCACAUCAUAAAUGGAUUCGAAGAUGAUGAGGGAUAUCGUGUCGUACUCCUACAGUUUCUUGACUUAUGUCACAAGAUUUUAAUUAAUGAACAAGUAACUAAGCAUACUACUCUGUCGUUAUCAAAGUGUCUAAGUCAUUGUUUGAGUCAUCAAGUAAUAUCAUCACAAAACAAAGAUGAAAUUCUUAUUGUGAAUAGAUUCAUCAAAAACUUGCUAUCCUACUGGGUUGACAUUAAAGACCGUUACUCAUUUAGUUAUUCGAUAAGUGAAAUCAUUCUUGGUGACCUUACUCAGGAUGACAAGGUCGACGAAUCUUACGAUCUAGGCUACGAGAUGAUGGAUCAAGGCAUCUCAGAUGGAGAUGAAGUGGAAUUUAGGAGCGAUUAUAUAAGUGUUCUGCCAACGUCCAACUUUAAGUUUAAUAAGAACUCACUUACAUGCAACUCGUCUGAAUCGGAAUUUGAAUCAAAGAACCUACAGAUGCAAAACUUGAAGACACAGGACAAGCUAUCUGAUAUUUCCAACGUCAUCAAGCUCCGGCCAGCAGGUACAUACAAAUUACCUUAUAUAUUUGAUGCGAACCACAUUAUCGAGAACAAUAAGGAUGUGUCCCUAAACAAUGCCACUAACAUGAAGAAGCCCGUUAUAAGGGGUAGAAAAGUUGGCGAACUAGCAAAAUUAUUUGAAGAAAGAGCCCAUGGAAUAGAGAUCUUAAAAGGAAUGUAA